ACGACAGUCAGAUAUAGACACAGAUAUUAGAGCUCCUUUGUAGGGCACCCCUGAUCCUAAACCAGAACUUUUCACUGCCCACAACUAAGCGUGCGUACUCCCACAGUGGUGCACAUCGAAAGGUCACGUUGAACUUCGCCCAUAAUAAGAGGUGAACUUCGCCCAUAAUAAGAGGAGCAUUGAAUCUGAUUACACGUUAUAUGCAUUGACCGUGCUGCCGUGCUGCAAAUUCUGCAAGGACCGCAUGUGCAACGAAGCUACUGCCCGCUGCUCAAUACCGCUCGGUGUUUCUUGCCUCGUAACUCGUACGAUUCUCUGAUCUGCAUUGGCUCAAGAUGCCUUCUUACAAGGUGGUGUAUUUCGAUGGCCGUGGGUAUGCCGAACCCACCCGCAUGUUGCUAGCCCUUGCCGGCCAGGAGUUUGAGGACAUUCGCUACUCGCGUGAGGAAUGGCCCCAGCACAAAGCCGAUGCCCCCAUGCAGCAGCUACCGUACCUUGAAGUCGACGGUAAGAAAAUCCCUCAGAGCCGGGCCAUGCACGGCUUUGUGGCCAGGGAGUUUGGCUUAAACGGUGCCAACAACGAGGAGACGACUAAAAUUGAUGUCAUCAUCGCUUCGCUUGAAGACAUUCGACUUCCACUCAGCAGGAUUGUCUUUCGUGAACAGGACGAAGAAAAAAAGAAAGAAUUAUUGGCGAAAUUUUAUGCCGAGACAGCUCCUAAGUUCUUUACGGCACUUGAAAAGAUGCUGGUAGAGAACGGUGGUGAUGGAUUCUUGGUCGGUUCCAAAAUUUCUCGCGCCGACAUCUUCUUUUACGUCGUCAUGGAAUUUCUGGAUCAGAACGAGGUCAAGAAGUAUCCAAAGUUGGUAGCCCUGAUGGAGCGCGUUGCCAAGGACCCCAAGAUCGCCGCCUACUUGGCUAAGCGUCCGCAAACAGAGUGGUAAAGGGGGGAAGAGGACAGCGUUAUUUCCCGAUAAGGGCAGAGGAUGCUUGGAAGUUUGAGGCGUAGAGCUAUGUAGCAAAAACAAGGGCGGACCCAAGGGGGCAAAGGGCGGCCACCCCCCCCCCCCGAAAAAAAGGAAAAAAUCUUUUGUCAAAAUAUAAGAGAAAGACAAUUUGGAGUUUAGUUCAUUUCCCUUCCUUCUAAAAACGUGUAGAAAGUACCAAAUAGGUAGCCUCCCCCUCAGAAAGGCCAUCGAAAAAAAUGUUUUUAAAAUUCCCCCCCCCUUUGGAAAAAAGUUUGGACCACCCCUUCCCCCCCCCGAAAAAAUGGUUCUGGAUCCGCCCUUGGAGCUCCGUGCUUUAUGUCUAUAUCAGUCCCUGUCGAAUUUAUUAUGCCUUGGAUAUGACAUGAAAGUUUAGAGAGAAGUGAGCUGAAGCGAUGCCAAUUCUACUUAUUUGUCAAAUGUCAUUUUUUUAUGUCUGAUGGAAAAGCUAAAGGCACGAGAUAUGACUGGUUUAACCCUGAAUAUUAAGAAUGUGAUACUUAACCCACCUACAGAGACUUAUUAAUAUCUAUCUAGAUUUAUGCCUGAAACACAGGGACGCUGCUAUCCCAUGCAGUCUGCAUGUGUUGUCAUGCACUUUGCACUUCGCUCUAAUAAGCAGCGUAUGUACUUUGAGUCACACCUUUUCUGUGAAAAGUCAAAACCAGCUAACUGAAGUUUUUAAAAUUACAUACAUUUAAUCAAGUUUUGUAGAGCUGUUUUUUUUUUUAAAUCACAUAGAGAAAUAAAUCAGUCGGGCUGAACUCCAGAAACGAGACAAUUUCAAGCUCUUCUUUCACGAAACUGUUGCUGCCGUGACAUUACCGCUGCACUAAUGUGGAUAUUUACGUACCCAGCUAGUGGCGUAUCGAGCGGGGGUAGAAACUAAUCAUCAAAAAUGAUAUUUUAUCUUUCAAAUUUUCGCACCGAAAGCCUAAGAAAACAACACCACGAAAAAAGCAAGGAUGUCGGGACUGCAAGUAAAGCUUUUGAUAACUUUUCUUCCCCAACAUCAUGCCGAAUAAGCCCGAAACCGCUGUCGCUUUUGAAGUUAUGCCUCCCCGGAAACCAUAUUGAGACUGCAGCUGGAGAUGGAGGGGGAAAAAUAGAAAUAUGUGUACAUAAAAUUAUACUACAUUAGAAUAUAUCAGAAUAUUUUGCAGGUGUAUUCAACUCUUGAAUUUAAAGUGCUGAUUGAAAACCACAUUACUUUAAACUUCCACGUACAGUAGUGAGAUUAGUAU
Messenger RNA from Acanthaster planci (crown-of-thorns starfish), 2230 nucleotides. Its product is annotated as glutathione S-transferase-like. Lineage: Eukaryota; Metazoa; Echinodermata; Asteroidea; Valvatida; Acanthasteridae. The record is from RefSeq and is a predicted model, not a curated record. Gene Ontology annotation, molecular function: glutathione transferase activity. Gene Ontology annotation, biological process: glutathione metabolic process.